AUGGAAGAAAACGACUAUCCCAAGCCUACAUCCGCGCCACCAAUUCUAGCACCAUCGCGCGAAGAGACAUUGACAGCUCCACCUCCUUCCCCUCGACCGAGCUAUGCCUCACUGCCAACAUCGCGACCGGCGACAGCGCCGCCAGAGCUCCCAUCGUCUCCUGAUAGAGCAUUGCCAGAGUCAUCCACUGCACGAAGCGACCCGCGAGAGCCAUCUCCCUCGCACAUACCAGCGCCUGCGUCACUUACACUUCCGACACGACCAGCCUCGGCUAUGCUACCGCCCCAGCCGUCAGAAUCGCCAGAGCCAGAAGAUGAUGCUGCAGACGCAAUGUCAAGAGUCCGACAAGCGCUUGCGCAUGCAAGACACAAAGAUCGGAAGCACCAUUACCGCGAAGCGAUGGAUGAAUAUGGAGACAUACUGGACUACUUCAGAAAGGUCCUCAAAGACUCUCAGCUGACACACGAGGAACGAGAGGAGCUGAAGAGCAUAGUCGACAACGACCACGAGAGAUUCGCCGCGCUUCGUAGACUCGAUGCUGCUGGGGAUCUCCACAACGCGCCGUCACUGCCGAAACCGCGACCUCCACCUUCAGCGACAGAGCCGUCUCCGAACUUUCGAUACCUUACGAAGCCAAAGACUGGGAAGCGGAAAAAGGGUGAGCGUGAAGAUGAUGAUACCCCGGAGUCGAGCAAAAGGCACAGAGUUCAGCCUUCGAUCGAGCACGGCAGAAACGACAGUCUAGGCAAUCUCGAGCAAGACGCAGAAGUCCAACCCAACGAGGAGAGCUCCGACGAAAAAGAUCCUGCGCACAACAUACAAGGACGCCGACCCGGCUUCACAAGGGCUAGCACUCCUCUCCCUGGCCGGAUCGAAAACCUCGGCGACUCCAACCCCAAACGAGGCCUCACAACCUACGCCCUCGCACACACGAAACGUGCCCUCUGCCGCCGUCGAACCUCCGGCGGCCACGCGCUCGACUACCAACUCCGCGACCACAACCACGCCCACUUCGAAGCCGGCGGCUGCGCCAAAGGCUUCGACACAACCCUCGCCCGCAUGGCCGCCGACAUGUCCAGCUCCUCUCAACCACCCCCCGACGUCCACUAG
This is a messenger RNA of Fulvia fulva, 1110 nucleotides long. RefSeq lists its product as uncharacterized. NCBI's taxonomy places the organism in Eukaryota, Fungi, Ascomycota, Dothideomycetes, Mycosphaerellales, Mycosphaerellaceae. The coding region runs from base 1 to 1110 and encodes 369 amino acids. The record is from RefSeq and is a predicted model, not a curated record. The transcript has a single exon.